UGUUAUGACUACGGGGUCGUAAAUCCGCCAUGUUUUCCCUCCCCAACACAGCGUUGCGACAGAGACGGAGAAGUCAAACGACAUGAAUGCUGAAAAUAAUCAUACGGCAGAAACAGAGAAGGAGCGAACGACGAACGGCAGUGAGACUAUCACCAUUCAAACCACACUGGGAGAUGAAGACGAUGUACACAAGUGUGGACGCUGUCAGUCCGAAUUUUCCACGCUUGAAGCUUUUAUCCAGCACAAGCUACACAACAACUGCAAACGGGUGGAGGCUGACCACACUGCUAACCAAGAGGUUAUUACGUCCAAUGGAAGUUCUUCCACAGAGGUGAAAUCAGAUGAGGGUUUACCUUCAGAUAAAGCAUUAAAAUCCUCCGAUGAUGAAGUUUUUUCUGUGUUGGGUCGAGGUCGCAGGAAGAAAAUUGCCUCCCUAAAAGUUACUGAGCAGUCGGAUGGAGCUGAAGGAUACGGAUCCGAUGGUGCUGACAAAUCCAGCUACAAACUCAGUCAAGAUGGCCGCUACAUUUGCAGCCUUUGUAAUAAAACCUUCAAAACAACAAACAUUUUGAGGACUCAUAAGAAAACUCACAGUGACGAGAAGAACUUCUCAUGUGAACUAUGCGGGACUUCAUUUCGCACCAAAGGCUCCUUGAUACGUCACAACCGCAGACACACAGAUGAGCGGCCGUAUCGUUGUACCCUGUGUGGUCAGUCCUUCCGAGAGUCGGGUGCUCUCACCCGACAUCUUAAAGCCCUGACUCCAUGCACAGAAAAGAUCCGCUUUGUUCAUUUUAAGGAAAUCCUAGUCGGAAAGGAUGGAAUCCAGAAAGAUUUUAAACAAAUUUCAGGUGUUGAAGUUGAACAAGCAGCUGUGGCUCCACAGCAAGCAAUGAUAGUGGUGGAGCAGCAGCCAGAAGAGCAGGAGAUGGUGGAAGCCGAGGCUGCUGUUGUUAGUAUGAUUGACCCCAGUUCCCAGGAAGUCCUCCAACAAGUUCACUUCACCAUGGAAGUGGACGGAACUACUCAGGAACAGCAGGUGGUAGUGGAGGAAUCCCAGGCAGAAGAAGCCCUGGCGGCUGCAGCAGCUGGUGACAAUCUCAUCUGUCAGGCCAUCAUCAACUCUGGGCUUGCUCUGGGAAAAGAGGAAACGGUGGUUGAAGAGGUGUCCCAGACGGUCGAGGAGAAAGAGGAGUCCGAACCUCCUGAUGGCGAUCAGGGUGUCAUUGAAAUCCAAGUUAAGGAAGAGUUUGUUGAAACUGAACGGGAAACGCCUAAUAAACGGAAAUCCUCGAAACUCUACACAUGUCCUCACUGCAACAAAUCAUUCAAGGGCUUGAACUAUUUUCGUUUUCAUUUCAAAGGUCAUUUAGGCUACAAGCCCUUUAAGUGCACCUUGUGUGAAAAGGAGUUUCUAACUGGUUACCUGCUGAAGAAACACAUGGAAGUCCACGUCAGUGAGAGGAGAUACAAGUGUGGCGAGUGUGGCAAGCUGUAUAAAACCAUCGGGCACGUUCGAGAACACAUGAGGGCCCACUCAGACGAGAGACCCCACCACUGUACGCGAUGCAAUAAAGGCUACAAGACCAAGAACGCCUUGCGAGUUCACCAGCGGACGCAUGGCAACGAGAGACCCUACGUAUGCGAGUUCUGCUUCCGAGGAUUCAGGGAGAAGGGCUCUCUGGUACGACACAUUCGCCACCAUACAGGAGAGAAGCCUUUCAAGUGCUCUAAAUGUGGGCGGGGCUUUGCUGAGCACGGGACCCUCAGUCGGCAUGUGCGUGCUAAAGGAGGGUGCCAAAAGGAGGAGCCCAGCGAGCAGCAAAAUGCUGUGACGGAGCAGCAGGCUGUGGAUGACCUCGCCACGGCAGCCAUUAUCUCCGAGGAUCCACAUGCAGUGUUGGUGGAGUUCUCAUCGGUGGUAGCAGACACGCAGGAGUACAUCAUCAAGACUCAGACUGGGGAGGAAAUGCAGGAAGAAGUGACGCUCAUUCAGGACAACCAAAAUGAGAUGGGAAACGAGAUCAUGAAAGUUGUGCAGCAAAUUGUCAGCCAAUCGCACAGCGCUGGCAGCCACCAAAUCAUAGUACGGAAUGUAGCGGUGAACGAAGAAGGUCCGUCCAUCUCGGACUGUGGCGACACCAUCACCAUCGCUACGCCCGAGAGCCUGACGGAGCAGGUCGCCAUGACGCUGGCGUCCGCCAUCAGUGACGGGACUCUCCUGACCACGACAGAGACUGUGGAGGCAGCGGAGGGAACCGUUACCAUGGUUACCACAGAGGAAGCAGUAGAGGAGGGAAUGGUGCAGCAGCUAGAGGAAUAUGUCAUCACCUCCCCAGAGGAAGUGGAGAUUCAGACUGUGAUUGUAUGAGCAAAGACGAACUAUGAACUGCAGUGGCACUUUAGUGUCAGCUUCCAUGAAGUAUUUUGAGUUUAACUGACGAAAGGCCAAAAGGGUCGACUCUGCAUCAAAUAAAAAUGUACAUAUUAGAUGUUC
Oryzias melastigma (Indian medaka) is the source of this 2497-nucleotide messenger RNA. It is a transcript of the gene e4f1, whose product is annotated as E4F transcription factor 1. Gene Ontology annotation, molecular function: RNA polymerase II cis-regulatory region sequence-specific DNA binding; DNA-binding transcription factor activity, RNA polymerase II-specific. NCBI's taxonomy places the organism in Eukaryota, Metazoa, Chordata, Actinopteri, Beloniformes, Adrianichthyidae. The record is from RefSeq and is a predicted model, not a curated record. Gene Ontology annotation, biological process: regulation of transcription by RNA polymerase II. The transcript has 14 exons. Gene Ontology annotation, cellular component: nucleus. The coding region runs from base 83 to 2371 and encodes 762 amino acids.